UGCCCUCUCGAGUGCUCGCGAGUGACAAUUAAUAAAACGCCGUCGCGCCGCGUCCAUCGUUGCUUCCUCCUACUCCCUGCACGGGUACAAGUUGUACCAGUCGACUCGUGACCACCACCGUGCGUACACCAGAGGAUAGUGAGAUUUAAUCGAUGACGAUUUCCUUUUCUCAAAGAAAUUAAAAAGAGGGAUAAAGAUCUGUAAGAAGGAUCGAAUGUGCGUGGAGUCCGAACGAGCGAGAGUAAAUAAAUAAAGUGUCGAACGAUGUGUCGAACGAGGGAUUGAAAGUGAAGAGUGUGAAACUUGAUUGAAGGGAUGGGGAACGAGAUAAAAAAUCGUUGAUCUCGAGUGAAGAUUUGGAAUAGAAGAGGAAGAGAUUUUAAAUAGAACUGUUUUAUCUGAUAAAAAGAAAAAUGUCGGAUAUUAUAGAGGACGACAAACGAAGCGAAGCCUCCCCAAAACCCUCCUCCCAAUUGACUCCCUUCAGCAUCGCCGACAUACUCAGCAGAAGAACUUCUUCUUGCGCUGAGCGACGAGCCUCGGAGUCGGAAGAGGCGCGAGUCGCGACGUCGUUCACGAGGAAGCCCCAUCGAGAGUACGACUGUUCCGAGAACGAGCAUAGGGAAAGUCAGUCGGAGGAUCGUAAUCAGAUGGCGAGAUUCUCGAGGCUACCUUCGCCGGAUCUGAGCGUGGCCCGAGAAUUGGACAUCCUGACGAGGAAUCUGGUCCACGCCAACAUCUCUAACUUCGGGACUAUACCCCACUUGGCGCAGGGAACGUUCAAGCACCUCGAGAAUCUAGGAAACAUGGGUGGUUAUCAGCCGGUGAAGGACUCGAGGGAAGCUUUGCAGAGGCAGCAAGACGAGGCGUUGGACAUGAGCAAGAAUAAAUAUUUGGAGGACGGAGAGGAGGAUAUGUACGAGGCCCAGAAUCACGGGCAGAGCCUUCAGAGCAGGAAGAAACGGAGCAGAGCGGCGUUCUCUCAUGCGCAGGUUUACGAAUUGGAGAGAAGAUUCGCGGCGCAGAAAUACUUGUCGGGCCCGGAACGAGCGGACCUGGCGCGGGGAUUGAAGCUGACCGAGACCCAGGUCAAGAUCUGGUUUCAAAACAGACGGUACAAGACCAAAAGACGGCAGCAACAGGAGCUAGGCGCUCUGGUUAAUUCCGGAAACGCGAGGCGCGUCGCGGUUCGAGUCCUCGUGCAUCCGGACGAGCAUCUGAGGGGAUUGCCACUUCGUGGUUCCGGCCAACUUCCCGGGCAAAUGUCAGCCCCGCAAAUUCAUCCGGCGAACAAAGCGCUCGGCGGUUUCCCAUACUACUGCCUCCCCUAUCAUCCCCUGCUCUGCCCGCCCCUUCACUCCACUCAUAUUCAGGUGCAAAACACGAUCGCGCCGGACCUAGAUCCGAGCCAAUUGGCCAAACUCAACGACGAGAAGUAAAUCGAAAAUUUCCCUGAUUUCGGAUCGGAUCGAGAUAUUAAAGUGGUAUUCGGCUGAAAUUGCGAAUUGGGAUUGUUCGAACGUUCAGCUUGUGUACAGGGUGUUAAUAAAAUUUGCGAAACAUCUCUCUCGAGGAAGGGUUCGAUUCUAGAAACGAAAAUAAAUGUGAAAGUGAACAUGGCUUAUUUAUUGUUAUUAUUAUUUU
Apis laboriosa (Himalayan honeybee) is the source of this 1644-nucleotide messenger RNA. Its product is annotated as homeobox protein Nkx-2.5-like. Gene Ontology annotation, biological process: regulation of transcription by RNA polymerase II; cell differentiation. Gene Ontology annotation, molecular function: DNA-binding transcription factor activity, RNA polymerase II-specific; RNA polymerase II cis-regulatory region sequence-specific DNA binding. Gene Ontology annotation, cellular component: nucleus. Lineage: Eukaryota; Metazoa; Arthropoda; Insecta; Hymenoptera; Apidae. The transcript is spliced from 3 exons. The record is from RefSeq and is a predicted model, not a curated record. The coding region runs from base 414 to 1439 and encodes 341 amino acids.